Molecule: messenger RNA, 1883 nt
Organism: Laetiporus sulphureus 93-53
Lineage: Eukaryota; Fungi; Basidiomycota; Agaricomycetes; Polyporales; Laetiporaceae
Product: cytochrome P450 monooxygenase
Exons: 13
Coding region: 238-1770 (510 amino acids)
Molecular function (GO): oxidoreductase activity, acting on paired donors, with incorporation or reduction of molecular oxygen; heme binding; iron ion binding
Source: RefSeq, a predicted model, not a curated record
CGGGGACGUGUAGAUUGAGCUGAUCUGAUGACGCGCUCAAUUCAACUACUCUCUACAGCUCCCGCAUAUUGCAGCCUUCGCGGGCGUCUGCAUCGACUUUCCGCGCAGUGAUUUUAUCUCUUUUAAAGGUUAUGUUGUCGAGACUGCGUGAAGCGUGCGAUCACGAUUCACAAGCCACUCAAGCACUCGAGGCACGGUCUCAGCCAACAUUAUCCACCGUAUUGAUUUCAUCCAGAAAUGGAUCGUCAGCUAUGGGUUGCCUGUGUGGCAAUUCUCCUGAUACUCAUUCGGCUACUCCAUCUCAGCUACGUCAAUGGCAAGCGUCGCCUUCCGCUACCACCAGGCCCAGACGGUUUGCCAUUGAUAGGGAGUGUCCUUCAAGUUCCUUUCGAUUAUCAGCACGUCACGUUUGCGAAGUGGAGGAAGCAGUAUGGAGAUAUUAUCCACGCUCGCUUCUUUCAGAAGGAUGUUAUCAUUCUUAACUCUGUUAGAAGUGCACGAGAUUUGCUGGAUAAACGGGGCCAGAAAUACUCCGACCGACCGCGUCUUGUAAUGUUCAAUGAGUUGAUGUACGUUUUCCACCCCAAUUUAUCCACGAUGCGUUACGGGGAACGUUGGCGUCAGCAUCGCGGCUGGUAUCAAACAGCGCUUCAAACUCGGAAUGCGUUGAACAGUUAUCAACCCCUGCAGGAGAAGGAGGCACGGAAGUUUUUAUCCGCCUUGACCUGCACCCCUGAUGUUUUCAUUUCGCAUAUCAGCAGGUUUGCCGGUUCCACACUGCUGCAGAUAGCUUAUGGCUAUAGCGACGACGAAUUCAUUCAUAUGGCAGACAAGGUCAACACUGAUAUCAUGGAAGUUGGAGGUGCAGGCGCAACGGUAGUGGACUUCUUCCCCAUCUUGAAAUAUCUGCCGACAUGGAUGCCAGGAACAGGAUUCAAGCGCAAAGCCUUGCAGGCCAGAGAUGCAGGCCUCAUCUCAAGAACUGUUCCAUUUGAGCGGGUUAAAAAGGACAUCGCGUCUGGAACCGCCAAACCUUCUUUCACCCGCAACCUUCUCGAGAAGAACGCCUCCGUCGACUCUGAAUCAUUCGAGUUUGAAGUCAAAGGGGCAGCCUCGGUGAUUUAUGGAGCUGGGACAGACACGACCAUCACCUCAAUCACUAUAUUCGUCCUUGCCAUGGUGCUCAACCCGGAAGUAUACAAAAAGGCGCAGGCAGAGCUGGAUGAUGUGGUUGGAAGAAAGCGGCUGCCGAAUCUCAGCGACAGAAACUCCUUGCCGUAUCUAGACUGUGUAUUGAAAGAGGUAUACCGUUGGGGCUCUCCUGUUCCUCUAGGCUUGCCACAUGGGCUAGUGGAAGACGAUGAGUACCGCGGCUACCAUAUACCCAGAGGAGCGAUGGUCUUAGCAAACAUCUGGGCGAUGGGGCGUGAUCCGGAAGUCUAUCCUGAUCCGGAGAUAUUCAGUCCAGAGCGUUACCAAAACGUCCAGCCAGACGUUGAAGAUCUGAUGGAUCCACGGAAAACGAUUUUCGGCUUCGGGAGGCGUAUCUGUCCUGGCCGUCUUCUUGCGGAUGCGAGCGUCUGGAUAGCGGCUGCAAGCAUCCUGGCAACGAUGACAAUAAGCAAGGCUCAUGAUGCCAAUGGCAACGAAAUUGUGCCGGAGGCAGCCUUCGUCUCCGGAACAGUCAUUCAUCCGAAACCCUUCCAAUGCGACAUUCGACCACGGUCUGCGGAAGCUAUGAACCUGAUCAUGACAGAGGCCCAUGAAUAAGCGGUGAGGCCCUGUGUCGAGUAAGACCUUAUUGACAUGUUCAUUACUCGUCCAUGAUGUAUGAUUAGUGAUGUUAUCAUAUCAUUUUACACUGCGAGUGAUACAUAGCUGCC